UAUAAUUUACAGUUAACAGCCGACGGAUGUGUUUUUAGAAUCAAUCAAAGAAAUAUGCAAAAAUAUCUGAAGUUGUUGACGGUUUUUUUAAUCGUUGUGCCAAGAUGCACAAUCAGCAUAGAUUUAAAUGAAAAAAUUCAGAAGAUCAUUGAAACCAAUGACGAAAUUAUAAGACAAUUGGAUGCCCAAAAUGAAGAGAAAAAAAGUGUCUAAACUUUGAGGAAGCAAUAAAUUCUACAAGAGAUAACAUUUCAACUUUGGAGAAUCAAUUAAAUCAGUGUCGAGAGCAGAGCAAAAAUCACACAGAUAUUCUCCAGUUGAAAAUCAAUGAUAACGAAAUCAAAUUAAAGAUUAAAGACGAGAUUAUUGCUAAUCAAAAAACUGAAAUAGAACAGAAUGUAUUACUCUUGAAGAUUCAAGAAACUGAAAUCAAUAAAAAUAAUCAGCAACUAGAGGAUUACAGAAAUCUAAUAGAAAAAAUGAAUUCAAUUAUAAAACCUUGUGAAAAUGUAAUUUCAUUGCUGGAGUCGGGAAACAAUAAGAUUAAUCAGCAAAUUUCAAAACAAAACUCAACGUGCUGGAAUUCUGUGAGCGAACUACAGCAUGAAAACACAAAGUUAAAUUCACAGCUUCAGAACAUUACAACGGAUAUAAAAUAUCUAGAAAGUCAACUCACUGAUUGUAAAUUAAACAACACUAAUUUUGCCAAAUAUAAUCAUGAUCAACAAAGAUUAUUAGACCAAUGUCAAAAGAGUAAAGAAGAUAUGCAAAAAGAUAUUCAGAAUCAAAAAAUAAUCCAAAAUGAGCUAAAUAACUGUAAAAACUACAGUUCACUCAUUGAAAAUCAGCUAAGAGUCACUCAACUGAAUUUGACAGAUUUACAAGACGAGUUGACGAAGAUUCAAAAGAAGACCGUAAGAAUUCUACCAAAGUCUUGUUUAAAUUUAAGUCCUGGUAUUCAAGAGAUACAACUUCCAAAUAAUAAAAGUUGUAAUGUUCUUUGUGAUGAUGAUGGUUGGAUGAUCAUUCAGCGUCGAAUUAAUGGAGAACAAAAUUUUGAUAAAAACUGGCAAGAAUACGUGGAUGGAUUCGGAUACUUGGAUGGGGACUUUUGGUUUGGAUUGGAAAACCUGCAUCUGUUGACAAGUUCAGAUCGUCACCAGCUAAACAUUAUAAUGACAAUAUAUGGGUGUACAAGUUUUGUUGAAUAUGACGACUUUCGUGUAGGCAAUUCAGAUUCUCUAUACGAAUUGGAGUCAUUAGGAACAUUUAUAAAGGGAAGCAAGAAAUAUCCAUUUAACAUAAAUUCGUUAAAAGCGAAAGUAAAUACGAAAUUUUCAACAUAUGAUAAAAAAAAUAAUCCAAAUGCUUAUGAAAAUUGCGCUGAAAAUGGCAUGGGUGGCUGGUGGUAUUCUAAAUACUGUAGGAACAGCAACUUAAACGCGCCAUACAAUCGCGAAAUGGUUUGGUUUUAUAAAACAGUAACUUCCGCAACUAUGAAAAUUCGCCCAUACUCUAAUGAGUAUUAAAAGUCUCUAUUCUCUUUAAUACUUAUUUAAUGCUUUAUAGAAACUUUUAAUUUUUUUUUGCUAAUAUUG
Messenger RNA from Drosophila sulfurigaster albostrigata, 1598 nucleotides. Its product is annotated as ficolin-1-like. Lineage: Eukaryota; Metazoa; Arthropoda; Insecta; Diptera; Drosophilidae. Bases 480 to 1529 code for a protein of 349 amino acids. The transcript has 6 exons. The record is from RefSeq and is a predicted model, not a curated record.